UCAAUGAAGGAAGAGGAAGAGAAUGUUUUUCAAUUGAGCAAAAAAGGAAAACCCCGUCUUCCACACUCGCUUCAGUCCUCCGAUCCAAACUGGAAGAAGGAAUAAUGACUUUAGAAACAUCUCUCAACAAAACAAUAUAGUACAGUACUCUACAACACUGCAACUCACUGAAGGGAUUGUUUCGGUUUUUUUUUAAGUUUCUUUUUUUUAAUUUUGAAAGUUUUGAAAUCUGCCUGAUUGUAAUUUGAAACCAAACGCAUUUGCAUUGUCACCUACAGAGUGCUGGGAAACCCUCGGUGUUUUUUUUUUUUUUUUUAAGACAAGAAAGAGAAGAGCAACUUGACAACAUGGAACGCUUUUUCGACAGCUUUUUUGUCCUAUCUACAAUUUUUGCUGUUUGUCUUGGACGGAUAGUAAAGGUUCCUGCUGGUCCCCUGAUCCGAGUGGAGGGUAGGGACGUUGUCAUCCCCUGCAAUGUCAGUCACUUUGACGGCCCCCCCGAGCAGGAUUUCGACUGGGAGCUGACCCAGGGCCCAGGCUCUAAAGUGCAGGUGGUCAGCACACUUGACUCUUCCUUCACUGAUAAGUCUUACGAAGACAGAGUGAACAGUGGAGAGAUUGCUGUGGAGCGAACCAGUGGCAGCUCUGUAGCUCUCAGGAUUAAACAUGUGAGAUUAACCGACAGUGGGAAAUACAAGUGCCUCACUCCCAGCACAGACGCCUCAAUUAGUGGAAACUAUGACGCGGAAGUCGAACUAAGAGUUAUUUCAGACAGCCUGAAAGUAGCAGCACCAAAAUAUAGAAGUAAAACAGGAAGUAUAACAGAAGGCAGCUUGUUCGACCUGCGUUGUGCAGCCUCACAAGAUUUCGUGGAAGGCACCCAUCUCUCGGUCACCUGGGAGGUGAGAAGAGGCGCUGCUUCUGAGAAGAUCCUCUCCCUCAAUCCAGAUGGAGGGGUUACGGCUGGAAGUGGCUACAGCCAGCGAUACCAGGCCGGUGGUGUGCGCUUGGAGCUGCUAGGCAACGGGGUAUACCGCCUGGUGGUCUCGCAUGCUCUGCCUACAGAUGAAGGCACCUAUGUCUGUGUGGUCGGCCAAUGGGUGAAAGACGAGAGUGAUGCCUGGAAAAGCAUCCUGGAGAAGAGCACGGAUGUGGGAGAGGUUAAAGUGAUGCCCAUUGCUGCAUCCUUCAUGGUUUCAGUUAGAGAAAGCAAUGUUACCUUAAAUGCAGACUCAACACUUGAAUUAACCUGCAGUGUUGCAACAGCAAACAGUGACGCUGUCCGCAUGGAGGUCGCAUGGUAUGUCAGCCCUACUCCCAGUGCAGACCAGGGAAACUCACGAUUGCUGGUGCACAUGGACCGUGACUCGGUGGUGAACAGAUCAGUCGCCGUCACUGUCAGCCGUGUAAGUGCUGACACCACCCGACUGGUCUUCCGAGAUGUUGGAAAGACGGACACAGGAUAUUACUUCUGCAAGGUGGUAGGGUGGAUGCCACAGUCUGGCGAGACAUGGUACAAAGUGGCAGAGAAGACUUCGACAUCUGUCUGCGUGACAGUUACUUCGUUAGAACCUACCUACGGUGUUCUCCUUAGCGCCCCUACCGCUCCACAUUUCUCAGAUGACCCCACAGAGCUGGAGUGUAAAGUGACUGAUGUUCAAAAUGCAAAUGGUACCCAGAUGACUGUUUCCUGGCACUACAGGAAACCCUCACCCGCUGACGUGCCAGUCAGUGACGAUCUGAUCGUCUCAGUGGACCAGAACUGGGACCUACAGGCUGGGGAAAAGUACAAGGAGCGGGUGGGGAAGGGACACAUUGUUCUCACCAAGCUGGACCCAGCAGUUUUUAAACUUCAAAUCCUGCACACCCGAGACACUGACAGGGGAGAGUAUUUCUGUACUGUAUCAGCAUGGGCCCAAGCAAAAGAUCACAGCUGGGUAAAGACCAAGGAUGUCUCGUCCAGAAAUCUCCCAAUAUCCUGGGAGCAAGAAGAUCCAAGUCUCACAGUUGUUGCUACCCCUCUUAAAGCUGUUUUUUCUGGGGGAGACACCUUUGAGAUGGCUUGCAAGGUUACUGGCAAGAAUCUGAAGAACCCAAAGUACUCCGUGCUCAUUAGUGUGGAGGAGCCUUCCAGCAGGAAGAUAAGGAAGAUCAUGUCUAUGAGUCAGGACUCUGUGACUCGUCUAGAGGAGUGGAACAAAAAGGAUCGCCUGGACAGCGUAAUCCUGGAAAAAUCCAGUGCGGACACGUUCCGCUUUAGGAUGUAUGGAACUCAGAUCUCAGAUGCUGGAUACUACUACUGUGAGGUCACAGCCUGGACGUCUGAUGCCGUGAACACAUGGAGUGAGGCCACCAGAGGUAUUUCAAACAAGGUGAAGAUCGACUUUGAAAAUACAGGUCCAGCAUUCAGUGUAUCCCUUCGUUCAGCCAGACUGACAGUAUACCCUGGGGAGACUGUGAAAAUUGAGUGCAUCAUCAGUGUUCGCGGAGCAGCGGCUGGUGCAGAUGACAUUUCCUAUGAUGUGAAAUGGUCAGUGAGCACAGAAGACAAAUCGGUCUUCCUGGUUUCAAUGGAUCGAUGGGGUGUGAUGAAGCUGGCUCCACGCAAUGGCAGCAGCGAUUGCAGUCUGGAGAGGAUCAAACUCGGGACGUACCGCCUGAGUAUUCACAACACCGAGGACAUUGAUCACGGGAACUAUCAUUGUUCCGUGACGCCCUGGCUCAGAACCUCAGACGGAUCCUGGCAGCAAUCGCUGGAGAUCCAGCCUGAGCCUGUUCUUUUAAAAGUGGACUUUGCAAUGUUGGAAUCCCUGAAGUACCCCUUGCUGUUUGGAGCUGCUGCUGCACUUUGUGUUGGGCUCCUAGCCAUGCUGAUUGGUUACAUUGGUGCUCGAUUCUGUUGUAAGAACACUUUGCAAGGUGACGUGAGGGGUAACCGGCGGUUAGUGUCCAUGGAAAUGGACUGAGCAGAAGAGAAAGAAGGCAAGAACUGGACAAUCCUCAUAGAGCCGUAGUAACCGUCUAAACAAAGUAACUCCUUUUAAACUGUAACCCUUCUCUCCAAGACGCUGGUGCAGAAAAACAGGCUCCUGCAAAAACGUGUUCCAUUUGGUGUUGCAGAACUAGAGAGAGACGAUAUUCCAGUCCUUGAGUGCUGCAUUGCUGAGAGCUACAGAAAUGCAGAUCGAAUUAAAGCUGGUCACCAGCCUUCUAUUUGCCUGCUGCUCUGCUUCUUUGUUACGGGGGGGAAAGAGAACCACUUAUUGAUUUAAAAGAGACUUCUGCCUAUGAAUGUAUAUUGCACAAGACUCAGGAACUGUUUCGAUGGGAGUUUUAGAACUCCUCUCAUUCGAAACAGACUAAAUUACAUUUUGUAUCCAAAAGAUUUAUGGCCGGCUCCCCUUAUCAGAUCUUGCAAAGAUAUAGAUACCUACCAAAGGGUAUGGAUUUGACUUUGGUUACAGUAUUUUUUAGCCCUUUUUUGUAACAGAAUUGUUAAUCUGAGGAGAAAAUGCAAAAGCAUGACUAUGAAUGUUGAAGAAUAUUGUAUUGUACGCCUGCUUUUGCAAUACUGUACUAGUGUGAAAAAAAAACAUACUGGAGACUAUUAUUCCUGUAGUCUGAUCUCCACAGUAAAACAUUUUCUUUGUGUUGAUAUUUAUAAUUAUUUAGAGAAUGGUCCUAAAACAGAUAUUUUAAUACGAUUCUACUUUUUAAGAGUGAAGACAUUUAUUUUUUUUACAGGUCUUUCUCUCUGUUUCAAAGACUCACUGGUGCAAGUAGGUGUUAGUCUUAUAAACGUUGUGCCUUAGCGAGGCAGUUUUUUUUAAAUGCAAAAAAUGAUUUGGCACAAAGAUGUAAACUUUUGCUUCAUGGUUUUAGUAUAGUAUUUUCAUUUGAAGAAAAAUGCUGCUGUGUUUCGCAUCUGCAGGUAGACUGGGAUUGAGUGCAGUUGUUUCAGAGCAGUUAUUCAUUUUUGACUAUAGGCCAGUUGAUUAAAAUAUAACAGUUUUAAUACAAAUAUAGCAGAAGAUUAGGUAGCUGAGUAGCCAUGGCUCAAGUCAAAUUGAAGUUAUAUUUAUUACAUUUUUUAUUUUUUUUUUAAAUGUGUUCAGAUUACUGAGUUUUAUUGUGUACAGCCCCUGAACAAAAAGCUUAAUUCUAAAAUGAACAUCCGGUCAAUAGCAAUAGUGAAAAGCCAUCUGGAUAUUCAAGCAAUAAGUAUGUAACUGAAUGUUAAUUUCGUAUUGAGAGAGACAUGCUUUUAUAUUGCCAUCUGACCAUGUAAUAUUAGGGGUUAAAGAGGGAAAACAAGCUUUAGAAACAAAUUCAUCUAUUGAUAUGAUUUUUUUUUAUUUUUUUAACAAAGUUUGUUUUAUUUAGAGCUUACUUUUUGUUGUUGUUGCUGUCUUUUAGAUGUAUUAAACAGGGUUUCCUAUUCUUAACUUGUGAACUUGGGUGUGAGUGAGGCAUUUUUUUUAGGUACUGGAGAUAAAAUGUGUCAAGCUAUGAAAAUGCAGAAUCUCUGCAAAUUUGGCCUCCUUGGUUCUAAGAUCCAGACCCACUGCUGUGCCAGGUUUCAGUUACACCCAGCUGACUUCAGUGUUACUCUUUGUUAAUUGUGAGUGUAACCUGUCAAAUGUGGUGAUGAUUCUAGACCUGGGUCUGAGCUAUGAGCUGCCUUUUGAUGAAAAUGUCUGGAUUUCCUUUCAUACCCUCACAGUGGGACAAGCCACAAAGCCACCCAUUUCCCUUUUACUUCUUUUACACAUGUUUUUUUUUUUCAUUCUUUUAAGGAACAACUUGGUUUUGAACUACAGUUAACCAAAGUGAGACUUUUAAAUAUGUUGUUCGAGCCAUGUACCAAUAUAAGGUUAAGUAUUUUAUACAAAGCAUUGUCUUUUCGAAGGGACUUUAUUGGGGGAGGGGGAAUGGGGGUUGCCCGGUGAUGGCCCUGAAUGUGAUGUAAAUUAUGAUUUUUGUUUUCAGAAGUGUUUUUUAUAUUAGUGUUUAAAAAGGAUACACUGAUUUUUCUGAGCUUGGUGUGUUUUUUUUUUUUUUUUUUCUUUUUAAAUGAACAUUGGGUAUUCUACUACUUGGCGUCAGAUGUAUAGUUCAGUUUUAAACCUGUUACUGUUCAAAUAAACAACCUUAUUUUUCUUGGAGAUUCUGUACAUUUAGAGGACAAGUUAGGUUCCAGCUCUUGGCAAACAAACACACAAAA
Molecule: messenger RNA, 5224 nt
Organism: Polyodon spathula (Mississippi paddlefish)
Lineage: Eukaryota; Metazoa; Chordata; Actinopteri; Acipenseriformes; Polyodontidae
Product: prostaglandin F2 receptor negative regulator-like
Exons: 9
Coding region: 348-2966 (872 amino acids)
Source: RefSeq, a predicted model, not a curated record